UUUGAUCCAGCAAAAGUAGUUUUGUUAUGGGGAUGUUUAUAUGGCCGACCCUGCUUUUCCCUUGAUCAUCAUGUGUCCGAAUUUCGUUCAUCCAAUUUAUUCUUACGAAUUUCCAUCCGCUAUGGAAUUGUUCAUGGGUCGCCAAUUUCACUUUCAAUCUGCAUUUGAUGUGGCUUCCGAGGCCUUUUCUGAAUACCUUUCUCGUUUGAUCGUCGUUAUCUGACCCUUGGCUCUUUGAGCACAGGCUUUUUAUCUCUUUUUCUUUUUUCGCGAUUUUUGUUUCUAUUUCUUCGUCUUUCUGCGUUGCGAUGAGUUGCGGUUCGGAUUUGAUGUCUGGGAAUUCUGAGGCUGAUGAUUUUGAUAUUUUAGACAAGGAUCCAACUGGACGAUAUAUACGGUACGAUGAGAUCUUGGGUAAAGGGGCAUUCAAGACAGUAUUCAAAGCUUUCGAUAAAGCUGGUGGAAUCGAAGUUGCUUGGAGCCAAGUGGACAUUGAAGAUGUUUUGCAGUCACCUGAACAACUUCAAAGAUUGUAUUCUGAGGUUCAUUUGCUGAAGUCACUGAAACAUGAGAAUAUUAUCAAGUUCUUUAGUUACUGGGUUGAUGAUAACACUAAGACUAUCAACAUGAUUACAGAAUUGUUCACUUCUGGGAGUUUGAGGCAAUAUCGAAAGAAGCACAGGAAAGUGGACUUGAAGGCUUUCAAGAACUGGGCAAGGAAGAUACUGCGGGGUUUAACGUAUUUGCACGGUCAUGAUCCUCCAAUUAUUCACAGGGAUUUGAAAUGUGAUAAUAUAUUUGUCAAUGGAAAUACUGGAGAAGUUAAAAUCGGAGAUCUCGGAUUGGCGAUCGUCUUGCAGCAGCCGACUGCCCGAAGUGUAAUUGGCACUCCAGAGUUCAUGGCUCCAGAGCUCUAUGAUGAGGACUACAAUGAACUUGUUGAUAUCUAUUCUUUUGGCAUGUGCAUGUUGGAAAUUGUUACUUGUGAAUACCCAUAUAAUGAGUGCAAAAAUUCUGCCCAAAUAUUCAAGAAGGUUACUUCUGGUGUAAUGCCUGCUUCCCUUGAAAAAGUGUUGGAUCCUCAAGUUAAGCAGUUCAUAGAGAAGUGUCUGGUUCCAGCAUCCAUGAGACUACCUGCAAGUGAACUCUUGAAAGAUCCAUUCCUUGCAACUGAAAAUCGCAAGGAUCAUAGUUCUGAACGUUCAAUGUUAUUGAAUGCGCAGUUCGAAUCAGUAAAUCCUCCUCUGCUGGAUACUAAUCCAAUGGACAUGGAUCACAAUUGCAGCAAACUCUCAGGCUCAGUGGCCUCAUCUAUCGAAAGCAAUAAUGAAAUUUCUCACUUUUCAACUCAGGAACUCAAGACGCUCACCGAGAACAAUGAAUUGACACUGAAAGGGGACAUGACUGAUCAUAAUUCAAUUUCGUUCCAUUUGCGCAUUGCCGAAUUAUCUGGUCAAUCUAAGAAUAUCCAUUUUGCGUUCUUUCUUGAUUCCGAUACUGCGUUGGCUAUUGCUUUGGAGAUGGUUGAACAACUUGAACUGUCAAAUGAAGAUGCUACCAUCAUAGCACAACUGAUAGAUGAAUUAAUUGCUAAGUUUGUUCCCAGUUGGCAACAAUGUACAAAUUUUUGUGACGGACUAAUUACUGAACAUAGUUCUUCUGAAACCGAAGAGGAUAAGGCCUUCAGUCCUCCUCUCUUCUCUGAGAUGGUACUGUCUUCUCCCUUGGUGGGUGCCGGUAGGAAAACUCUGACAGAAUUGGCGGAGGUGGAACAUCAAGAAAACCAGCAGACAAUCAUCUCAUGUGCAUCUCUGGACUACAACCACUCAACCAUCUCAGAUUACAGCAUGGGAAAAGGAGGAUCAGAGUGUGGUGACUUCAGCCACCCCGAAUGCGACAAAGCUUUUAUAAGCAGCGGCAGCGGAACCAGUGAUUUAGAUGCUGUUGGAUCUGUUUCAACUAUGUUCGAUUUCGCCAAACCGUCCCUAAUCUCCUCCUGCUCAGGAAUGUCGAAAGAAUUGAGCUUGUCUAACUUCUCCAAUUUUUCUGUGGAAGAAAGAGACCAGCAUGAUGAACUGAAGAUGGAGAUUGAUGCCAUUGACAUGCAGUACCACCAGUGCCUUUGUGAACUGUCGAGAAUGAGAGAGGAAGCUAUUGAAAGUGCCAAGACGAGGUGGAUGUCAAAGAAGAAAGGUGCGGCUAUUUGAAUGGAGCCCUCUGGAUUUACAAGUUUGUUUUCUUCAUCAUCUUCUUCAUUUUUUGGCAACUCUGGCAAGAUGGAUGGGGACAUGUUCUUAUUUUACUACUGAGCUUAUUAUAUUUAGCAGUCUAUCCAUCCAUCCAACCAAGUCGUAACUCCCAACAUCUUCUCACUCUGAGCUCGGCCAUGUUUAACUUAUAUAUACACCAAUUCAUUUCAUAGUUUAGACACGUUCGUUCAUUCA
This is a messenger RNA of Cucurbita maxima (winter squash), 2444 nucleotides long. RefSeq names its product serine/threonine-protein kinase WNK8-like. Lineage: Eukaryota; Viridiplantae; Streptophyta; Magnoliopsida; Cucurbitales; Cucurbitaceae. The coding region runs from base 309 to 2207 and encodes 632 amino acids. Gene Ontology annotation, molecular function: protein serine/threonine kinase activity; ATP binding. Gene Ontology annotation, biological process: intracellular signal transduction; protein phosphorylation. Gene Ontology annotation, cellular component: cytoplasm. The record is from RefSeq and is a predicted model, not a curated record. The transcript has 7 exons.